AUGGGAGAUAAACUCAAAAGUGAAAGAAGAAAGUGUUACGAAGCUCGAGAUAAAUACGUUGAGUGUGUUGAACGAUUUUUGGAUCAAGGAAAAAACGAAACAGAGGUUGGUUUGAAAAAAUUGGAACUUGACUUUGGUGGACCAGAGAACCAUUAAAUAAAAAUUAUUUUUUAAAACUUGGAAUUUAGAAAAAAAAAAACAAAUUUUUGAAAUCUAUCCAAUUUUACGAAAAAAAUAGUUCUCCGGUUUUUUUUUUAUUCAGAAAAGUAUCACUUUUUCACAUAUUUUGAUGAAUUCUGGGGUUUUUAUGCAGCUUUAAAAUUAAUUUAAAAUGUUUAUAAUUUAAUAAUUUACUUUGAUCGAAUGAAGAAUUAUUGAAAAUAUAGAUCAAGCUGAUGUUGUAGCAUCUGUUUCAGCUUCUGUGGUUGCAUCUGUUUCUGCUUCAGUUGUCGAUUCUGUAGUAGCUUCAGUUGUAGCAGGUGUGGUGGUAGUUGUGGUAGUAGUAGUAGUUGUUGUUGUCGUCGAAGUUGCUGCCGAAGCGCGACGAUCGAAAAAAUCUCGAAUAUUUUGGUUUCAAAUUAUAAAUAACUUACUGUAUUGUCCAUUUGUAUGACAAGAAUCAACUACCAAAAGAAAACAUACAAAAAUUAUAAAAACUUUGCUAGACAGCAUAAUGUUCGAUGUUUUAUAUUAAUUAAAAAUUUUCGAAAUCAUUUUAUAGAGACUGAAAGCAAUAAAACAAUCAAGUUCCACUUUUUAAAUCAAAAAAGUUUUGUUGAUUUCGUUAUUUUAUGAUGUGGUUUUAAUUGGGGAAAUUAUGAAAAUGGGAAAAUUGCCAUUUUCAUGUUUUGAACUUUUAUUGCCUUUUUUCACCACCAAACUACACAGAAUUGAUGAGGUGAUUCAAAUAGAAAAAACCGAAUUAGAAGCAGUUUUUGUCUUAUUCUUUUUAGGAAGAAAAUAAAAAUAUCUUUACAAUUUUUUCAUUAAAAACAAUUUUCUGGAACAUUGAAUUUAUUUUUUUCAGGCGAAUAAUUUGUGCAAAAAAGAAAGAAAAGGAUUUGAUAGUGAUUGUCCAGCUUCUUGGGUUACUCAUUUUUUGAGAAAAUAUCAAUUCGAAAGGUUUGUUUUGAAAGAUCAAGCUCACAAAAAUACAAAUUUUCAGAUACAAGAAAACUCUUUCUGAACAAGGUGUAAAUAUUGUUGACAAAAAUGCAUUGUCUUCGGAAUAGUUUUCAAUCUGUCAGGUUUUUCAGUGAGGUUGGUUUAUUUUCAAAAAAUUUUCAGAAAUAUUUAUUUUGCAGAAACUACUCACUCCAUCUGCUGAAUCAAUGCUCCAAAAAGGAUAUUCAAUUCCGGAUAAAAUAGAAAUAUCGAAAACUCUUAGCGAAAUUUUAAGGUUGUUUUAGAAACUUCUAAUGAAAGUUUAUAGAUAAUUUUUGGUGUUUUGUAUUUCAGAACAUCUUUAUAUCAUGAUCCAAUUGUUCGAGAAAAUUGUUUGAAAUUAUUAGAAGCGAAAAAAGGAAAUAUGAUGGACAAAGAUAUUGUUGAAGGAACUCGAGUUAUGGCAACUUUCUUUUUCUGCGAAAAAAACAACAAGAAAUUGAGAGAGAAAUAUUUGAAAAUAUCAGAAAGUUUUCCAAUUUGCAAACAGAAUAUUUUGAAAAAAAGAAGUUGAUUUAAUUAAACAAUCAAUGAAUUUGAAAAAUAUUGAAGUCGAUCUUCCAACAUUUGAAAAAUGUCUCUAUAAGGUUUAGUUUUUAUUUAAAAUCAUUUUUAGCGCAUUUUUUUCACAUGUUUGUUUUUCAGUCUGAUGUGAUCAAUUUUUAUUUCAAGAAACAAAUAGAAUUGGAAAAUUAUGAAAUUCUGAAAGAAAUUAUUAUAAAUCAUGGAGAUUUUAUCGAUUUAUAUGAAAGCAUCGAAGAUAUUUGCAAAAAAUGA
Caenorhabditis angaria is the source of this 1941-nucleotide messenger RNA. The record is from the annotation of a GenBank genome assembly. NCBI's taxonomy places the organism in Eukaryota, Metazoa, Nematoda, Chromadorea, Rhabditida, Rhabditidae.